Molecule: messenger RNA, 960 nt
Organism: Amoebophrya sp. A25
Lineage: Eukaryota; Dinophyceae; Syndiniales; Amoebophryaceae
Source: the annotation of a GenBank genome assembly
GAACGCGCUGCGGCGGAUACGGCAACUGAAGAAGCGGAUCAAUCUGAGCGAACGUGUAGUGACAUGAUCGCGUCGAUUGAGCUAAUCAAGAAAGAGACGCAAGCGGAGCUGAGCAAAGCGAUGCCUGCUUUGGAGUUAAGGCGCGCCUUAGUUACCCUAUAGUUUGUUACUCCAUCUUCACAGAAGGCAUCCUGGGAGAGACCUUUUCAAAGGGAAAAAGGUCCCUGGAAAAUGGUCUUCAAUAAAUAGGAUCCGGAUGAAUUUCACCAGUAGAAACUUCACGCUCCAAUAGAGGAAGCGAAUCGAUCGCUCAGUAAACUGAAAACCGAUCACUUGCGAGAAGUGCGGGCGUUCUUCAAUCCACCCAAUGGUGUACGCAUCACGAUGGAGGUCCUGUGCCAGAUUUUUCAGGUAUAGGAGAGUUCGUCUUCAACAAGAACAUGAUCUUCAUCUUCAUGACCAUCUUGUUCAGAAAAGCGGACUCCUAGUAUGGAGGACUCCAACGUAUCUAUACCUUAAAUACCAGACUCCAACGUAUUAAUUCGUAUACUUCAACUACAAUGUACUCCUACUUCAACAACAACAUCCACUCAAUUGAAUGGUUCUGGUAUUUUUGGUAUAGCCUGAAUUUGAUCCGAAGGGAAAACAAGAAGAGAACCCCCUUUGGAUCAAAUUCAGGCUAUACCAAAAAAACCAGAACCAUACAUCAAUAGCUCUGUUCGUCUUCAGAUUCCUCCCGUCCGUCGCGCUGUGGAUACCGGUGAACAGCAAGCUCCUGGGAACAAAGCAGGCGGAUCUUCUAGGACUGAGUUGGAUUACUGGGAAGCAGCCCAAAAGUCGGUGCUGGCGGACCCUAAGAAGCUUCUAGACACCUUGAUGUCGUACGAUAAGGAUACGUUUGCAUCGGACAAAAUCGUCAAAAUUCUCGAACCCUACAUGAAACGAGAAGACUUUGAACCG